Molecule: messenger RNA, 1435 nt
Organism: Zootermopsis nevadensis
Lineage: Eukaryota; Metazoa; Arthropoda; Insecta; Blattodea; Termopsidae
Gene: dUTPase
Product: Deoxyuridine triphosphatase
Biological process (GO): dUMP biosynthetic process; dUTP catabolic process
Molecular function (GO): dUTP diphosphatase activity; magnesium ion binding
Source: RefSeq, a predicted model, not a curated record
CUCAUAGCAGAGCAUGCUGAGCUUAGGUUAGGGAAAAUAUAUUGAAUUGUAGUGCCGUGUAGUCCGGUAGAAGUUCACCAAUGUUUGUCGAACCUCAAGUCCUAUAUCUAUUAUUGUUCCAGUAAUACCAUAAUGUAAUGUACUUCAUAGAAAACAUAUAAUCUAUGAGUGUAACGCAACUAGUGGAUAACCAAUGAAAGAAGCGAGUGGGAUUUUAUUUUGGCGCGUAUUCUUUAGUUUAGAUGUAAGUGUUAUAUCGGUCAUUAGCUUUUGGGUGAAGAGUUUAUUGAUUUAGGAACAUCAGGUGAAUUGUAUAUUUCGUCUGUCGUCAUGCCAUCUGAAACUGAAGUAAUCCUUCGUUUUGUAAAACUAUCUGAGAAAGCCCUAGCACCACUUAAGGGUUCUGCAAAAGCUGCUGGCUUCGAUCUCCGAAGUGCGUAUGAUGUAACGGUCCCAGCAAGAGGGAAAGUGUUAAUAAAAACCGACUUGCAGAUAAAACUUCCACCAGGUUGUUAUGGUCAAAUUGCACCUCGUUCGGGACUUGCACUGAAACACCAUAUUGAUGUAGGAGCGGGUGUUGUGGACGAGGACUACCGUGGCAACCUAGGUGUUGUUCUCUUCAACCAUUCUGACCAGCCUUUUAAUGUUUCUCAUGGGGACCGAAUAGCACAACUUAUCUGUCAGAAAAUUUAUUAUCCAGUGCUACAAGAAGUAGAGGAACUGGAUGAAACUGAGCGUGGGAAGAAUGGAUUUGGUUCAACAGGAAGUAAAUGAAGUGGAUUCUGUGUGUGUAUUUACAUGUAACUCUUAGAUUUGUGAUAAACCUGUUUUGAAGCAUUUAUAAGAAUUGUUUCCUACUUAUGUGGUACUGAUUAAAACCUAAGAAUAAUGCAACAGUAGUGACUUAUGUGCACUCUAUAUACUUAUGAAAAAUGUAAACAAGGACCUGCAGGUUGAUUUCAACUUGACUACUGAUAGACCCAGUGCUAUGGGCUUUGCAGGAAUUUCCAGCUUGUUUAGUAUAAGCUACAAUAAUAUAAGGGUGAACUCUAUGCUCAAAGUAUGAUGCUAAAAAUAUUUUUCAUCACUCCAAGAUUCUGGUGAAAAAUCCAUCGCAAAACCGUCAGACAAUCUUCCUACUGCAGACGGAUGCCAGCUUCAGAUCCAAUUACAACAUUAUCAGAUUCUUAAUAUUACUUAACACUGACAACCCAUCUUCACAAAAAGGCAGCCUGUUCAGUUAUAAAUGUGGUCUUACCAUAGCAUUUGAUAUAGGAUAUUCUUCUUCUAUGGCUCUCCGGUCUGUAUUCGGUCCAUGGCCUCCUCAAUUCGGUCCCAUUGUUAGGUCCAUUAGGUUUUGAAACAUCUUCCUUUUUAUGGUGCAAGGUUAUUAGCCUUGCGACCAACCCCCAACCUGGAGGACCAGGGUACCUGU